UCGCUCCGACGGCUCGCCGUCCUGCCACUUGCUGCGUCAUCGAUCCAUUAUGCAAGCUGACGGAGCACACGCGGGGUAUUUAUACUGCUACUGGUACGCCCCUCCAGCUUCGUCAACAACGUCGCUUGCUCGAGCAUCUGGCUAACAUGUCCGCACCAAAGGUCAUUCGCUGGGGUAUCCUCGCCACAGGAGGCAUCGCACAAACGUUCUCGAGGGACCUUCUCCUCGACCCCAAGACGCGCGGCGUAACCUCCAUCAAGCACAUCAUCGUCGCAGCUGCGAGUUCCUCCGGCCAGGCGCGCGCGACCCAGUUUCUAAAGGAUGUCGGUGCAGCCUCGACGGCCAAGGCGUAUGGCUCCUACGAGGAGUUCGUGAAGGACCCAAACGUUGACAUUGUCUAUGUCUCUACACCUCAUUCGCACCAUUAUCAGAACACCAUGCUGUGUCUGGAAGCAGGCAAAAACGCGCUUGUCGAGAAGGCGUUCACCGUGAACGCAGCCCAGGCGAAGAAGCUGACAGAGAAGGCUAAGGAGAAGAACCUAUUCCUCAUGGAGGCUGUAUGGACGCGUUACUUCCCACUCUCCCACUACGUGCGCGACGUCAUCACGUCCGGCAAGCUGGGCAACGUCCAGUUAGUCACCGCCGACAACGGACUCUGCCUCGACCCCGAGGAGACGAUGGCCGACGGCAAGCACCGCAUGGUCAACCCGGACCUCGCGGGCGGCGCGCUGCUCGACUCGGGGAUCUACGCGCUCACCUGGGUCUUCCAGACGCUCUACACCACGCUCCCGCCCGCGCAGCGCAAGGCGCCGUCCGUCAGCUCCGCGCUCAAGAUCUACAAGCCCACGGGGCAGGCGGACGAGCUCGCGACCAUGCUGCUCGUCUUCCCGCGCGCGGAGAACAAGGACGUGCACGCGGUCGCGACGACGAGCAUUCGCUACGGAUCCGACCCGCUUGGCGACCUCUCCGCGGGCCCUGCGUGUCGCGUCCACGGCGACAAGGGCGAGAUCCAGAUCUUCCCGCCGCUCUACCGCCCGACGAAGACGCGCCUCAUCCUCCGCGAUGGCCCCAUUGAGGACAGGGAGUGGCCGCAGCCCGGCCCCGGGAAGGGCUCGGGUUGGUUCAACGGGUUUGGCGACGGCAUACAGCCCGAGGGUGAGGGCCAGGGGAUGUUCUGGGAGGCGGAUGAGGCGGCGUAUGCGUUGGUCGAGGGUCGGAAGGAGAGCCCGCUGUUGACCUGGGAGGAGAGCGUGCUCAUCAUGGAGGUCAUGGAUGAAGUCAGGAAGCAGGGCGGUCUCAGGUUCCCGGAGAAGAUCGAAACCACCGACUUCCCGGUUGCUCUCUGAGUCGGAUGUGGCGAGAUGUCACAAGAAGUUCAACAAAAGUUGUAUAGUACUGAUACAUCGAGU
Molecule: messenger RNA, 1409 nt
Organism: Rhodofomes roseus
Lineage: Eukaryota; Fungi; Basidiomycota; Agaricomycetes; Polyporales; Fomitopsidaceae
Exons: 2
Coding region: 147-1346 (399 amino acids)
Molecular function (GO): nucleotide binding
Source: RefSeq, a predicted model, not a curated record